Molecule: messenger RNA, 3816 nt
Organism: Oncorhynchus masou masou (cherry salmon)
Lineage: Eukaryota; Metazoa; Chordata; Actinopteri; Salmoniformes; Salmonidae
Product: tropomodulin-1-like
Exons: 11
Coding region: 394-1539 (381 amino acids)
Biological process (GO): muscle contraction; actin filament organization; pointed-end actin filament capping
Cellular component (GO): myofibril; cytoskeleton; striated muscle thin filament
Molecular function (GO): tropomyosin binding
Source: RefSeq, a predicted model, not a curated record
GGAGUAGCGGUCGGAGAGUUCACUUUGCCUUUGUGGGAGUGUUGUACUACAUUACGCGAACCACUGAAAGACAAGUUGUAAGCAAAGUUAAGGAUUUCAAUUCGGCUGCCGUUGACAACAUUCGAGGAUAUCCGUACGGAUAUCAAACUUAUUUUUCCGCUUGGUUGCGCGGUACUUUACUUUCCUUGUAUGAAGCGACUCUAGUGUGACUCGACUGGCCCUAAAAGAAUCCAUAUCUGGUCAAAGUAUUCAACUGUCACAAAGCGGGACCCGUUCGCUAUAAAUAGCCCGGAUAAGCAGUGGAGGAGACUUCCUUUUGAAAACAUCGCUGGGCACUUAGUUGCCUUUUUCUUUACGUUAUUUGGGGAGUCGCUGUGAUUCUAUCGCGCCGCCAUGUCCACCUCCUAUAAGAAGGAAGUGGUGAACUACAGGGAUGUGGACGAGGAUGAACUACUGAAGAAACUCUCAGAGGAAGAGCUACAGAGGCUGGAGGAUGAGCUGGAGGAGUUAGAUCCUGACAAUGCUCUGUUGCCGGCCGGGAUGAGGCAGAAGGAUCAGACCAAGAAGGCGCCGACCGGAACCUUCCAGAGAGAGAACCUGGUAGCCCACCUGGAGAAGCAGGCCAAGGAACACCCUGACAAGGAGGACCUGGUUCCGUUCACUGGAGAGAAGAGAGGUAAAGUCUUUAUACCUAAGAAGGUGGUGGACCCCAUCAUGGAGAACGUAACUCUGGAGCCAGAGCUGGAGGAGGCACUGGCCAACGCCAGCGACGCUGAGAUCUGCGACAUUGCCGCCAUUUUGGGAAUGCACACUCUGAUGAGUAACCAGCAGUACUACGAGGCUUUGGCCAGCAGCAAUAUAGUCAACAAACAAGGCCUUAACAGCGUUAUCCAGUGUACUCAGUAUAAGCCUGUGCCUGAUGAGCAGCCCAACUCUACUGACGUGGAGGAGACGUUGCUGAGGAUGCAGAGGAACGACCCUGACCUGCUGGAGGUCAACCUUAACAACAUCAAGAACAUUCCAGUGAAGACGCUGAAGGCCUAUGCAGACGCCCUGACGGAGAACACUGCAGUGGAACGCUUCAGCCUUGUGGGAACCAGGAGUAAUGAUCCUGUAGCCUUUGCUCUGGCAGAGAUGCUGAAGGGGAACACCACACUGAAGAGUCUGAAUAUAGAAUCCAACUUCAUCACAGGGACGGGUAUCCUGGCUCUCAUCGCCUCACUGCAGUCCAACACAACCCUGCAGGAACUCAAGAUCGACAACCAGAGCCAGCCGCUAGGUAACAAGGUGGAGAUGGAGAUAGCCAGCAUGCUGGAGAAGAACACCACGUUGUUGAAGUUUGGCUACCACUUUACCCAGCAGGGCCCCAGGCUGAGGGGCUCCAACGCCAUGAUGAACAACAACGACCUGGCUCGGGUAAUCCGAUCCGAUCAUCACUCGGACGGUUCCUUUACUCUCACUCUGUCCGUGCCGGAACUGGAGAGGGCAUUUGGUAAAAAGUUCAAGCCGAAACUCACCAAGCCCAAGACCAAGAAAUAAGAAAGAGAAGGCUUGAAGGCGGUCCCAUCUUCCCCAAGUGUCGGACAAGCGUGUAGCGCCGUCAGGCGCUGCCCGGCCCCGCCCAGCCCCGUAUUCAGCCAGAUGCCCUCCAACAGAUAUCCCAUCAACCCCUGCUUUCCCCAACCCUAACCUCUACCCCUCCGCGAUGACCGAAAUCGUUCCAAUUCGAAUGUCAGGGCCGUUGGCAAAGCUUGUUCCUACUGUGGCAUGGAGUUGAUCUACUAUUGUACUAUUGUUUCUCUCACAGUUUUCUACUGAUAUUGGUUUAGAUAUCUUCGGUAAUUAUAUUAUCUGGUAAUUGUGACAUAGAGAAGCAGCCCACCUAUUCAGAAAGUAUUUAUUUUGUUGUUAGUUUGUUUACUGGAGAUGAACUUGUGGUGGUGGAAGAUUAAAUGGUGUUACAACCAUAAGGUAUAUUGUACCACGUGCCAUGGGCAACAGGUAGCCUAGUGGUUAAGAGCAUUGGGCCAGUAACCGAAUGGUCGCUGGUUCAAAUCCCCGAGCCGACUAGGUGGGGUAAAAUCUGCCAAUUUGCCCUUGAGCAAGGCACUUCACCCUAAUUGCUCCGGUAAGUCACUCUGGAUAAGAGUGUCUUCUAAAUGACUCAAAUGUAAAUUACUUAACUUGGUUAUGACGUUAGUACCACAUUAUGUAUUUCAGCAUUUCGCAACCACUUAACGUAAUGUUUUUCAGUGUGAGGUUCAUAUAAGAUACGUUUUUAGUCUGCAACUCACACUGUCUGUAAGCAAAGGCACAUAACAGUUACAUAGAAGCUAUGUUCAGAGGAAUUGUUGCAGAUUUAAAAACACUUUGGGGUGUAAGUUGUUUGUUUGUCCAAGUUUACCCCAUGGAGACAGCCACUACAAGCUGGUCCUAGAUCAGUUUGUCCUCUAUUGUGUAAAUUCUGUAGUAUUACUGAUCUCAAUUCAGUUUAAGUCUUCUCAGUCAAACCUUACACAGAGAGAGGUUACUACUAAGCGUUGGUUCUAGAUCAGUUUUGUGACAAAGUCGAUAUCUGCUACGAUCCUUUAUUGAUGUCACUUGUUAAAUCCACUUCAGAUCAGUGUAGAUGAAGGGGUGGAGACAGGUUAAGUAAAGAUUUUGAAGCCUUGAGACAAUUGACACGUGGAUUGUGUAUGUGUACCAUUUUCAGAGGGUGAAUGGGCAAGACAAAAGAUUUAAGUGCCUUUGAACGGGGUAUGGUAGUAGGUGCCAGGUGCACCGGUUUGAGUGUGUCAAGAACUGCAACGCUGCUGGGGUUUUCACGCUCAACAGUUUCCCUUGUGUACCACCCAAAGGACAUCAAGCCAACUUGACACAACUGUGGGAAAUAUUGGAGUCAACAUGGGCCAGCAUUCAUGUGGAACGCUUUCGACACCUUGUAGAGCCCACGCCCAGACCGAUUGAGGCUGUUCUGAGGGCCAAAGGGGGUCAAACUCAUAAGGAAGGUGUUCCUAAUAUUUUGUACACUCAGUAUAUAUUAGAAGUUUGUUCACAACUGUAUUGGUCACUGAUGGACAAACUGAUCUAGGACCAUCUCUUAGUGGCUGUCUCUAUGAGGGUGGGUUGACUGAAUCAGUACUUACACCCGACAGAUGUGAUGACUUGUCAUCAUGGCAAGUUAUGGUCGAUUAUGUUCAAUUAUUACUUGGGUUACACAGUAAAGGGAGUUGCAGCAUUCCCCCUCCCCUUUUUCCAGUUACACUGGUAGAAAUACUCUUAGUUGAAUGUGUCUGCAACCCAAAAAGUGUGCAAACUAAGAAUUCACUGUCAUCACUGUAGCCUAUCAAAGCCCAAGAAAAAGCAUGAAGACAAAAUUACUUUUCCUGCCUGUUGUAAGGUCCUAUGAGAUUAUUCCUUAAUGAACACUCCUUCGGGUAUUGUUGCAAUGUGGCCGUGUAUCAGGGGUGUCAGGGGAGCACUGAUGACUAAAUUCAAUAUCCUGUCAUUAAAUCCAUGUAAAAUAAACAAUAUAUAUUAUAUUGGAUGAAGGAUGGAUGAGGGGGAUUACGUGCCCCCUCAGAUUCAAAGAGCAUGACGCUCCUGAUUAGGUAUAUUCCUGUAUGGUCAAAAGGGACAACUAUGGUGUGUACAACAACCCAUCCCCGUAUGAACUACUGCUGAAUAUGACUGUGUUCUCCUUGCCUGGCUGUUGUUUCUUCUCUACAGUAUUUGCUUGAGUAUUGAGUAUGUUUUUGUUAGAUAGUUCACAUUAUUGUUGUUUGUUUGUUCAUGGAUAAAUCGGGUUUGAAAGUA